GUCACCUACCUAAGUUCUCGGAUGCAGCCUUUAGUGUACAAAGGGGACUUUUAUUUUGCACUGGCGAUGUGACGUCAUAAAGAAGCGCUGCGCGCCUGCAUCUAUUGUGAUUCGGCUGAAGAAAGGAUAAAGUGUCCAAGCACACAGAAUAAUUGCUGAAGUUGCUGAGAUCCACAUGACACUUCUAUAAAGAUGGCUUUAAUUAAAGUUGAGAGUGAAGACAUGAAGAUUGAAGAGAUAUUCAGUCUCAAUCAUGAAGAUACUGAGGAACAAACACAGAUGGAGUUUAUUAAAGAGGAAAGUGAAGACAUGAAGGUUGGAGUAUUCACUCUGAAACAUGAAGAUACUGAGGAACAAACAGACCUAAUGGCACCGAAAGAGGAGAGGGAAGUAUUGAAUGAAAAUGAAGAGAAAGAUCAGAAUGAUAAUCUUCAUGAUUUCACAAUUGAAGAAAGAUCUUCUUUCUUACAGUCUGAAAUGACUUCCACACGAAAAGGAGCUCAAGAGACAGGAACUAAGGGUAACUUCACUUGCUUUCAGUGUGGAAAGACUUUUAGUCAUAAAGGAAAAUUUAACAGGCAUUUGACAGUUCACUCUGGAAAGAAGCCUUUCAAAUGUAAUGAGUGCGGGAAAAGUUUCAGUGAAAAAGGAAACCUUAAAACGCACAUGAGAAUUCACGACAGAGAGAAACCCUUCAUCUGCAAACAGUGUGGAAGACGUUUUAAAAAAAAAGGAACCCUUGAUUACCACAUUCUAGUUCACACUGGAAAGAAGCCCUUCAUCUGCCCUCUGUGUAGAACAUUUUUCAAGCGUGAACGAAACCUUAAAUCUCACAUGAAAGUUCACACUGAAGAGAAGCUUUACAAAUGCCCACAGUGUGAAAAGAGUUUCAAGCUAAAACGAUACCUUGAAGCCCACGUGAGAAGAAUUCACACUGGAGAGAUGCUUUAACUGUGAAGGUAACCUUCAGUACCACAUGAAGAUUUACUCCAGAGGGACCUGUUUGAAUGUCAUCAGUGUGGAAUGAGUUUAACAGACAAGAAAACCCUAGGAAUCAUUCUGUGACAUCGUAGAGAGAAGCAUGUCAUGUGCCAUCACUGUGGAAAGACUUCCAGAAACAAAGCAAGUCUUGAGUUUCACAUAAGCUGGAUAAUUGCAUACCAUCUUCUGUAGAGCUGCUUUACAGCCGAAUCGUGUAACAUUGACAGUGGUACCUAACUCAUUUCAGUCAAAACUAAACUGGUUCUAAUUGAAUAACUUGAUUGCCGUUUACAGCUGAAUUUAUGUAAUUUCAAACUGAUGAACUUCACUGUUGUUUUGUUAUUUUCCUUGAUUAUUUUCCUGUAUCUCUUUAAGUGCUUUGACAGUCUGCAUUAUAAAGACCAUUAUUCAAAUAAAGCUGACUUGACACCAAAGCUCCAGUAUGCGAUUUGACCACAAGAGGGCGCAUUUCCAACAACAACAAAGGCGAAGCUUGAUGACACUAUGAAGCAGGUGACGAUGGGAGAUGUCUUUUUUUAAUCCGUUUUCACCAUAGCAAUGUAUCUAAAUUGGAUAAACGAAUCAUGAUCACGGAUGAGGUAAUUUAUUCGUUUUUGUAUUGCCUGUAUAUCUGAUCGUAUUAUUUUAUGUCAUCAUAAUUAAUGAACUGCAAGGAACGUGAAAUGUUAUACUAUAUUAUCCCGUUACAGCUUACAGCUAUUUGUUAAAUUAUUUGUUGGGUUAAUGUUGUGCAUUGUUACGUGUUUAUGGUUAAUGCCGUUGUUGUUUAACGUGCUCAAACCAAUCGUUCUAAAAGUAAAUUUUGAACGAACAUUUGCAAGUAAUGACUAAAUAUAUUUUUAACAACACAUAUCCGAUUGUAUUUAAUUGUACUGCCAUAAUCUCGGUCACCACACGUGAUAAAAAUCCUUACCUUAGUACAAAGAGCAAUAUAACUUUGUUUAUAAGUGCUAUUAUUGACAGUUGCAUGUGUUGCAGGGAAACACAGAUACAUCCUCACUGGAAUUAUCAAAUCCAGAUGAGACCUGGGCCAUCUUUACUGUAACUGUUACGUUAAUUGUACAAUAACAAAAUAAAUAAUUGAUUUGC
Carassius gibelio (silver crucian carp) is the source of this 2091-nucleotide messenger RNA. RefSeq names its product gastrula zinc finger protein XlCGF7.1-like. Gene Ontology annotation, cellular component: nucleus. Lineage: Eukaryota; Metazoa; Chordata; Actinopteri; Cypriniformes; Cyprinidae. The transcript has 3 exons. The record is from RefSeq and is a predicted model, not a curated record. Bases 193 to 951 code for a protein of 252 amino acids.